AUGAAAUUUUUCAACGUCAUUGACGGCCAGCGACGCGGCGGCGACAGCCACCAUCAGUGCACCAAUCCCCGUACCGAGGAGGCUCUCUGGGAUGCUCCUAUCGCUACUGUCCGAGAUCUCGAGGAUGCAAUCACUGCAGCCCAGAAAGCUCUCAAGGCGUGGUCCAAGACCACGACAGAGGAGCGGGCCGACUUCCUGCGCAAGAUUGUCGAUGUCUAUACCGCGCACAAGGAGGAGCUGAUGGAAAUCGUCAUGAAGGAAACUGGGAAAUCGCUCUUAGCAUACUCAUGCUCCACAGCCAAGGUCCAUCUCGAAGACGAGGUCACUUUCGAGGAUGGCAAGCUUAAGAUCGUCGCCACCCAUCACCCUCUGGGCGUCGUCGGCGCAAUCUGCCCAUGGAACUUUCCCCUAAUCUUGUCAAACAUCAAAGUGGUAUCCUCACUAGUUACAGGCAACUGCGUCAUUGUUAAGCCCUCCCCUUUUACGCCGUACUCCGUCAUGAAGUCUGUCGAACUCCUCAUCGACGUUCUUCCUCCCGGUGUCAUCCAGGUAGUCAACGGCGGCACCGACCUCGGUGUUGCCAUGACUCUUCACCCAGGCAUCGCAAAGAUCAGCUUCACGGGAACCAUUGCCACCGGCAAAAGCGUAAUGGCCAACUGUGCAAAGACACUGAAACGCUUGACUCUGGAGUUGGCUGGCAAUGACGCAGCCAUCAUAACCGACAAUGUUGACAUUGGCAAGGUGGCGGGGCAGGUUGCGACAGGAUGCUUCUUCAACGCUGGCCAGAUGUGUGUGGCGACAAAGCGUAUCUACGUUCAUGAAUCGAUAUAUGACGGUUUCCUCGAUAAGUUCUCCAGUGAGGUGAAGAAGUCCUUCGCAAUCAACAACGACGCCGACUCGCCCAGCCUGUUCGGCCCGGUCUCGAAUAAGACGCAGUAUGACACCGUCAGGGACAUUGCCGAGCACUACAAAAAGAAUGGUUUCAACAUCAUUGCGGCCGAGCUCCCCUGGACUCCAAGGGCUUUUGGGUACCGCCGACCAUCGUUACGAAGCCGCCAGAGGACUCGAUUCUUGUGCAAGAGGAACAGCCCCAUCGUACCGAUCGUCACUUGGACGGACGAAGAGGACGUGAUCCGGCGCGCCAACCUCAGAAACGCCGGCCUCGGGGCGUCGGUUUAUUGCAGAGACGUAGGCCGAGCCGAGAGUAUAGCCAGAAAGCUCGAGGCAGGCACGGUUGCGAUCAACGUGCCGGAGCUGCCAAACCCCGGUGGCUACUUUGCAGGGAUGAAGGACAGCGGCCAUGGAGGUGAAAUGGGCAAGCAGGGCUUGUUGUCGUAUUGUUACACCCAAAGUCUUCAGUUUUCAAAGGAUUGA
Molecule: messenger RNA, 1374 nt
Organism: Colletotrichum spaethianum
Lineage: Eukaryota; Fungi; Ascomycota; Sordariomycetes; Glomerellales; Glomerellaceae
Product: putative aldehyde dehydrogenase fus7
Exons: 3
Coding region: 1-1374 (457 amino acids)
Molecular function (GO): aldehyde dehydrogenase (NAD+) activity
Source: RefSeq, a predicted model, not a curated record